UUUCGCUUGAAAGGCGAUCUGUCGUAGUGUAGUUCGUCGUCUUCAAGUGCAGGUUGCCGGCCGGAGCGGAUCUGGUCCCCGAGAGUCCGAGUCAGCGGUAGCGGUGUCAAGUCGUUGGUGCGUUGGCACUGAUCACUUGUCCGAACACUGUUAGGCGACGGGGACGUGCGACGUUCCCCUGCACAACGAGAACCAGAAAGUGUUGACCAUGGCUGUGUGGAGGAUCGCCGCGGUGCUGGCCGCUCUGGCGGUCGUCGCAUCCGCAGACUCCGUCCUGGAUUGGGGAGACGAUGACUUCGCCUCGGGUGUCGCUGGCCAGGAGACCGCCCUGGUCAUGUUCUACGCGCCCUGGUGCGGCCACUGCAAGAGACUGAAGCCCGAGUACGAAAAGGCUGCCCAGCUGCUCGUCGGCAACGAUCCCCCAAUCGCCCUGGUCAAGGUGGACUGCACUGAGGCAGGCAAGGACACUUGCGGCAAGUUCGGUGUGACUGGCUACCCCACACUCAAGAUCUUCCGCAAUGGGGAAGUGUCUCAGGAUUACAACGGACCUCGUGAAGCCAAUGGCAUUGUCAAGUACAUGAGGGCUCAGGUCGGACCCAGCGCUGUGGAGCUCACCUCCGUUAAGGCAUUCACCGAUUUUAUUUCCAAGUCUGAUGUUGGCCUAGUUGGUUUCUUUGAUUCCGACUCCAGUCUGAAGUCAAUUUACCUGAAGCUUGCUGAUAAAUUACGUGAAAAGGUCCGCUUUGCCCACACUUCCUCUAAAGAAAUCUUUGACAAGCAGUCGGCCAAGUCCGACACUGUUGUUCUCUUCCGCCCACCUCAGAUGCAGAGCAAAUUUGAGCCUAACUUCAUCACCUAUGAAGGAGAUGCUAAUGUGGACAGUUUUGAAAAGUUCAUUCAUAAGAAUUUCCAUGGUCUUGUUGGACACCGCCAGAGGGACUCAAUCAAUGACUUCAAAAGCCCUGCAGUUUUUGCUUACUACAAUGUUGACUAUGUCAAGAAUGUUAAAGGCACCAACUAUUGGAGAAACAGGAUUUUGAAGGUUGCCCAGAACUAUGCUGACAGCUUCACAUUCGCCAUUUGCUCCAAGGAUGACUUCCAACAUGAACUCAAUGAGUUCGGGAUUGAUUACGUUCCUGGUGACAAGCCUAAGAUUGCUGCCCGCAAUGCCAAGGACCAGAAGUUCAUCAUGAAGGAUGAAUUCUCCUUGGAAUCAUUUGAGCAGUUCCUCAAGGACCUUCAGGCUGGUUCUCUUGAGCCUUUCCUCAAGUCUGAACCUAUCCCUGAUGACAACAGCGGCCCAGUCAAGGUGGCUGUUGCUAAGAACUUUGAUGAAAUUGUCACCAACAAUGACAAGGACAUCCUGAUUGAGUUCUAUGCCCCCUGGUGCGGACAUUGCAAGAAACUUGCGCCCGUGUGGGAUGAGGUUGGAGAAAAGUUGAAGGAUGAAGAUGUUGAAAUUGUGAAGAUGGAUGCUUCCAACAAUGAUGUGCCCAGUCCAUUUGAAGUGCGAGGGUUCCCCACACUUUACUGGGUUCCCAAAAAUAGCAAGUCCAAGCCAGUCAAAUAUGAGGGUGGCCGCGAGGUGGAUGACUUUGUUUCUUACGUCGCCAAGCACGCUACUGAUGAACUGAAGAGCUUUGACAGGAAGGGAAAACCAAAGAAGGAAGAGUUGUAAAAAUGUGUCCAGGAAGAUUUUGAACAAAAGUAAAAAAACAAAACAAAAGAGUUUGUCAAAACAUUUGAAAUUGAUUGUAAAAUUUUAGUAUUCUGUGAGCGAGUUUUACAUCUUUUAUGCCACAAUGUUAAUUAUGAUCUGAUCUUGUAUAGUGCUGGCAUUGCAAUGUAUUGAUAUGUUGUAUUUUCCAUCUUAAAACCUGAUGGAUCGCAGUUUCCUGCAAGUGAUAUUUCUUUUAGUGGAUACUUUUUAAUAAUUUCUGCCCCUUCUUUUUUAUGAAGAUGAAUGUUUCCAGCUAAUGUUGACUGAUAGAAUUAUAAUUUUUUAAAAAAUGAGAACCCUUAUGUUAAUAUUUUAAGUUACAUCCCUGUUCCUUAUUUAUAGAACUAGUUUCUUUAAUAUGUUCCCAGGAUGUGUCUGGGUUUCAUCAUAGAAGCAUACGAUCAUUAGCUUCAAUAUUCCAUUUUAACUUUCCAAUGAAAUUCAUCUAAACUUUGUACCUGUGGUGCUAUGUAUUAUUAAAUCAUGUUACUGCCUGAGGGCUCAGAACAUCAACUUAA
This is a messenger RNA of Thrips palmi, 2238 nucleotides long. Its product is annotated as protein disulfide-isomerase A3. Gene Ontology annotation, cellular component: endoplasmic reticulum. The transcript is spliced from 9 exons. Gene Ontology annotation, molecular function: protein disulfide isomerase activity. Gene Ontology annotation, biological process: protein folding; response to endoplasmic reticulum stress. NCBI's taxonomy places the organism in Eukaryota, Metazoa, Arthropoda, Insecta, Thysanoptera, Thripidae. The coding region runs from base 209 to 1678 and encodes 489 amino acids. The record is from RefSeq and is a predicted model, not a curated record.